Molecule: messenger RNA, 4481 nt
Organism: Schistocerca nitens (vagrant locust)
Lineage: Eukaryota; Metazoa; Arthropoda; Insecta; Orthoptera; Acrididae
Product: leukocyte surface antigen CD53-like
Exons: 6
Coding region: 23-676 (217 amino acids)
Cellular component (GO): membrane
Source: RefSeq, a predicted model, not a curated record
UGGAGUAGAGAGAAUAGCAAAAAUGAGCUGUGCUGUUUCCAUUUUGAAAUAUGUGUUGUGCUUCCUCAAUUUCCUCUUUGUGCUUUCAGGUGUUGCUCUCGUGACUAUUGGUACUCUCAUGAACCAGCAACUGCAGGGAAUUGAAGACGUACUGAAUGGAAAGAUGCAUACUCCAUGCACAUUAGCUGUAGUACUUGGCAGUUUUCUCAUCGCAGUUUCCUUCUAUGGACUAUUUGGUGCUUUUAAGGAGCGUCGCUACUAUGUCGUAACGUACGCUGUGUUCCUGUUGACUAUACUUCUUCUGCAAACACCUGUUGCUGUAAUGGCUAUUCUUUAUGGUGACAGAAACUUCGUUCUUCAUACAACAAUGUACGAUUUUACAAUCACUUACUAUACUGACAGUACCAGCCAAGAUGUUAUGGAUACAGUUCAGAAAAAGUUGCAGUGCUGUGGUGCUACUGGGCCAGAAGAUUAUGUAAAUUUAAAUCCAUCUACUCCUGAGGUACUGCCACCAUCAUGCUGCAUACAGGACAUUGAGUGUUACUAUGAAACAAAUGCUACUGAAACCUUCUAUACUAAAGGAUGCUGGUUUGCUGAGGAAGAAUUCUUGGGUUUUGUAGGAAUGUUGAUUGGAUGUGCAGUUGUUGCAUCUGGAGUACUUGAGGUUUCCGUGUAGAUAACAAAUACACUAUUCCAAUUGUGAAUACAAAGAAUGUGGCAUUAAUGAAAGAUAAGUUGAAUGAUGAACCUAUUACCAAAUUUGUCAGUUUAUGGGCUAUAAUAUAUGCAUUUGUUACAAGUAAUGACACAUGAUGCACAGAGCAAAGGGUGUGGAACAGUCUUCUGUUAAGGAGUUGACCAUCAAUGAUUACAGGUUAUAGGGAUCACAAUGGGGUUCUGUCUGGGACGAUCCCUAAAAAAAAGGAAGCAAUGAAGGUAUCAGACAGUAAAAUGAGACUUUUAGGAUGUACACUAGUAAUUAUUGCUCAUUUCUUUGGAGCAAAUUGCAUUAGAGAACAUGUAAUUUUUAAUUUAUUGCAGAAGCUGUGAUUUUCUGUUCCUGAAGCUUUUGUGCCCUUUAAGAAUGAUUGAUGUGCAAAGAAUGCCUUAAAUGGUCAUUACAUAGAACCAUGAAACACUCUCUUAACAAAAUUCAUAAACUUUUCCUUGUAAAUGAAAAGAAUUUAAAUAUUGAAACAGAAAUUAUAUUUUUUAAAUAACUUAAUGAUCUCACUUAUGAAAGUCUAUAUGAUACUGAAAUGAACAACAAAUCAUUGUUGUACCAUAUCUAGAUGAAUAAGUUUAGUUUUGUAUCACUUGCUUUAGUGAAUUAAUGUGCAUUUCUCACCUUUCAUGUGGGUUACUGUACCUCUAGUGCCUAUAUACACAUGGUGUAUCUGGAUGUACACAGCUCAUUAAAUAGUGGUUUAGCUUCUCACAAUUUGCAUUUCAGUUCUUCAUCUCUAUUGCUCCAUCCAUUACUAAAUUAACAAAUCUUGAGACAUUCUCCUUACCUUCUUUUUCUACUGCUCUGUUGUAACAUGUGCUACUGAUCAUCACAUUUUAUGCAGUAAAAAGCUUUAAGCUAACAGUGAUAGAAAGUGGAGAACAGAAUGCUCUUCUCUGUCAUCAGUUUCACUGAUUCAUAAUCAUCCAUAUGCUUUGCUUUACUGUGACCAUUUAAUGAGCGAAAAAUCUGCUGACUCCAGAAACAGUAUUUCCUUUGUUACAGCCACUUGUGUUCUCAAACAGAACUGUUUUUAUGUAGCAAGCAUAUUCAGAAAGUAAUUCAUAAUACACCCAGUGGCUCUUAUAAUGUAUUGCUUUGGGAAUAGCCUUUUAACUUCUGCCUCCUGCCUCUUACAUAGCUCUAAUUCAGUAGUGAAAGUACAAUGAUAUGGAUGCAAGAGGAAUUAUCCCUACUCUCUCUUCCUUCAUAUCUAUUUCUUAUCCUCUCUUUGCCUCUUAUGACCUCUGCCAAAUCAGUAUUAACUCCCAUUGACACCAGUGUCAUUGCCAUUAGCAUUACCUCUACUUUGACAGCUACUACCCUUUCCAUGACCAUACAGAUUUUCUUUACUCUCUUGACAUUUGAAGUAUGAAAAUAUAUUGCAGUCUGAUACAUACAUAAAAAUCUGUCCUAAAAUAAUAUCUGAUGCUACAUAUGGUCAGCAAAAACAACAGUCAGUAACAGGGAUUCUCAAUAAUUCAUUAGUUAUUCUAUAUGCUUCGUAUUUCUGUAUUAUCUGACUUAAGUAACUAGUCAUAGUUACCAAAUUUCAAAUUUCUAUAGCACAGGUAAAGUUGAGUGUGACAACUAAAAAGUCAUGUGAUAUAUUAACAAUACCAUUAUUGUCUAUACAUCUCAUCUCAAUCCUUACAGCUUAAGUAAAUAAUAAAAAAUUACAUCUUUACCUCACUGCUUUUUCUAUGGCAGUUCCAUCAUAUUAAAAAUCUGUUUGAGUCUAAUCUUAUAAGUAAAUGUUCACUAAAUGUCCACCUUUACUUAAAAAAAUUAAGACCAAUAGAUAUAAACCUUUGGAAGAUAAAUGUUUUAUACACACCAACAAAUGCAUUUACUUUCCAUGGAUGAUAAAAUCCAGAUCUACAUCAACAUCCACAUCUCCAAACCACUGUGAAGGGCAUAGCAGACAAUACUUACUUAUGCUUAUUUUCAUCUCCCUUUCUUUACUGGAUUAUUCUACAUUUCUCCGUCUUUCAUAGAAUCACUUUUACUUCAGUAUUCCUGCUAAAAACACAGUCGUCAAAUAAUGUUUUCCUUUAUAAAAAUCAAUUUUCAGUACAAUUCUUCUUCUAUAUUGUGCCACCCUAUCACUUAUAUGAGAAAUCUUGAACAUCAGGAAAGUACUGUUAAAUAGUACUAUUGAAUUAUUCUUUAAAUUCCACUUUGCACACUGUAAUUAGCUUAAUUUUGUUCUUGCAGUAUUUAUGAUUGUAGUAGUAUUUUGGAUUCCUCUCUGAACACUGAUUCUUCAAACUUUGUGGGCAGCAAAAAACAUCUGUUAAACAAAUUACCCAUGUUCAUUUAUAAGUAACUUUUUAUCUGGCUACAUAUAUGUUGAUAGAGAAACCUGGACAUGGCUAAACCUCGUGAUGAAAUAAAGAACUUCAUUGAGGAAUUAAUAUACUUCAUUUUUACUUAUUUAUUUUUUUCAUUUUUACAUGUGCAACAUGUUAGUAUAGUAUAUACACUGUAUAGGCACUGUGGCAGAAAGAAACACUUGUUCUGUCUGUGAAAUUUGCAGUAAAGUUGUCAGACAACCCGAUUUAGGGGAUGUUACAGAAAACAGUAAACCUGCCUCCAUAGCCUGUGUGGUGGCACUUAACUCAGAGAUAAGCUGAUUCAAAUCCUGGUGGUGGAUGAAAUUUUCACUCCAGUAUUUGACCAGCAGGGGCAGAAGAGGUGGUGCCAUAAGGUUUCUGAUCACUAGUCUUGGCACCAAUUUCCUGGGUCAGAUUUCUGAUUUCUCCACAGUGUUACAUGAAGUGAGAACAUGUGACACUGUUGAUGGUGACGCAUCCAUCAGAUGGGGAUUUAAACUUGGUGGGCCGCUUAGGGCUUUUUGAGAGGAGUAGGCUAUAUGCCAGCACAUGGUUUCACCUCUCCCUCCUCUUUGUCCAUAACAGCACCACCCCAAGACUACGCAAUACAAAACCUCAUCACAGUUAUCCACAUGACACAGGUACACACUUUACACUUCAUAGCAGGUUGGAGAAAGGUAACAACAAACAACCUGCACUAGGACCUUGUGAUGAGUAGUGAUGCAGGAUUCCUCCUACAUCUGCUCCUCCUACACUCUUUCUCUGAGUGUGCUUGUGUAUAUAUAUAAAAACAGUGAUUGAACAGAAUACAAUAUUAGAAAACAUACACAUACCAGUUGGUCAAACUUUUCUAACUAAAACGGUUGUAAAAUGUGUAACUAUGUAACACCAUUAUAUCUUUUCAUGUGAGUGGUUGUCAACAGAUUCCUAUGAAAGAUGGAAGAAUGUUCUAGGUCAUUUAUUUUAGAAAGUAGUAAAGGCUGUUUUUUUUACUAAGAUAAUCAAACUAUACUCACAUGUUGAACAAAAUUUCAGACACUAACUUAUUUUAUCCAACAACUUUUUAAAAUACCAAAACUACUUAAUUAUAGCUGAUCAACUUAUAGACUGGGAAUAAAUAGUGGUAAAAGAGGUAUCAAGGCAAAGUAAAUUCUAUGAAUUUGAAGUUAGUGACAGACAAAUGAAAAUCCAAGAUCUGUAACUCAAAAACUUGUCCUUGAUUUAAAUGUGGUUGCAUUGUAUAAUGAGUCUUGAGCCAUAGUCAUGCAUGUCAGUAUUAUAAUUAUGUUUCACAGUGUCUGAAAAUAAGAAACAUAGUAGAAACAGAACAUAUGCCCAAAUGUAAAUCAAUGUAAUACAAAUGUAUAUUAAAAACAGUUGUAAAGGUUGUUGUAGUAGCUCCUAAAAUAUUAUGUUAG